AUGCGCAACGCCGCGGCAAACAUAGGCCUCGCCCUCCUCGCCGGGCUCUCGCCUCGCGGCGGCGCGGCGGCGAUGAUGUUGGAAACGCCUGCCGCGGCCCAUUUCGAAGCCUCGCCGUGGUUCGACUGGGGCUGGCACGGCGCCUACCCGCGUCAGAGCUACCGCUCCUUCGGUGCGCAGUCGCCGAAGCCCAACCUACUGCGGCGCAGCGAUGAGUGCGACGGAAGCGGCCUCGUCUUCGUCGAGCCGCGUGGCGUCUACGUCGAAGCCCCGGGGCCCGUCAUCCUCGACAACGACGGCAACCUCGUCUGGACCGAGACGAGAUGGGGGCAAGCCGUCGACCUCAAGGUCCAGCGGUACCGGAAUCACGAUUACAUCACCUUCUGGCACGGUACCGAGGGCGCCCCCAACGCCGACGGCGGCUAUGUAAUGCUUGACCAGUCGUACCAGAUCUACAAGACGAUCCGACCCGUCGGCAACUUUGACGGCGACGCCCACGAGUUUCGCAUCACCGCCGACGGCACCGCUCUCCUCUCCAUCCGCAAGGAGGCCCGGGCGCCGGCGACGGGUGACGCCAUCUACGACAGCAUCUUCCAAGAGAUCGACAUCGACUCGGGUGCUCUGCUCUUCGAGUGGCACGCCUCGCACCACUUCGCCGUCUCCGAGAGCAAGGCGAGGCCCGCGCCCGACGGCGGCCCCGUUGAUUUCUUCCACCUCAACAGCAUCGACAAGGGCCCCGACGGCAACUACCUCGUCUCCUCGGAGCACCUCGGCGCCGUCGCCUGCAUCAGCCGCGGGGAUGGCCACGUCGUCUGGCAGCUCGGCGGCGCCCACAACGACUUCGAGGACCGUUCCGAAGGCGAGGCCACGGCCUUUGUCUCGAACCGGCACGCCACCUGGCUCGGGAACUCGACGACGCUCACCCUCCUCGACAGCGGUGCCGCCGGAGGCAGCCGCGGCAAGAUGAUCGAGCUCGACGUCGUCGGCCGCACGGCGACGCUCGUCGGCGCCUACCGCGAGCCCCGGGGGCUCAACGCCCACGGCGGCUCCGUCCAGGUCCUGCCCGGCGACAACGUCCUCGUCGGCUGGGAGGGCGCCGCCGGCUACACCGAGUUCUCGCCGGACGGCGACGUCCUCUGCGACACGCGCCUCGCCCCACGCCUGUUUGCGAACCUCGGCUGGGUGACCAACUACCGCGCCUCGAAGCACCGCUGGGUCGGCCGGCCCAGCACGGUGCCCGACCUGGCCAUGCGGCCGGACGAGGACGCCGUGUACGUGAGCUGGAACGGCGCGACCGAGGUCGACGCCUGGGUGCUGCAGAGCGGGCCCGACCGCGACGGCACGACGUUUGUCGACCACUACGUCGUCGACAAGGUGUCCUUCGAGACGCGCAUCCCCAUCCCGCGCCACACGGAGGAGUACAUCAGGGUCGUCGCCCUCGACGGCGACUGGAGGUUCCUCGCGCACUCGCACGUCGUAUCCAAGCACAGCCGGACCGUCGCGAGGCCGCUCUUCGCGCCCCUGCGGAGGCCGACCCCCCAACCGCUGACGCUGCUCGUCUGGGCCCUGGCGGGACUUGCCAUCGCCACGGCCGCCGUCUACCGCCACGUGACCCUGUGCCGCAGGCGGCGGUACCUGCGUCUGCUGCGGCAGGAGACGCCGGCGCACGAGUACAAGUCGGCGCCGAAGAGCUGA
Messenger RNA from Drechmeria coniospora, 1695 nucleotides. RefSeq lists its product as uncharacterized. Bases 1 to 1695 code for a protein of 564 amino acids. The transcript has 2 exons. The record is from RefSeq and is a predicted model, not a curated record. NCBI's taxonomy places the organism in Eukaryota, Fungi, Ascomycota, Sordariomycetes, Hypocreales, Ophiocordycipitaceae.